This is a messenger RNA of Cuscuta campestris, 1805 nucleotides long. Lineage: Eukaryota; Viridiplantae; Streptophyta; Magnoliopsida; Solanales; Convolvulaceae. The record is from the annotation of a GenBank genome assembly.
UUUAUUGGAGUUUCUGAAACUCACCUACGUUUUUUAUUUUGUGGAAUUAGGGUUUAUUGUGUGAUUCAUCUGUAAGUACUGAACAGUCUGAACUUGAUUGUUGAUGUACUUGCAUUUCUAAGAGGGAAUUGCUGUUACGUUGCCCUAGAGUAUGGAAUCAUGGGCCAUUUUUUGUGAUUAUUGAUGGAUUUAAUUGCGCAUUCAUGGUUGGCACUUCUGUUUGGCAUUUUUUAUUUUUUAUUUUUUGAAUGAGUUUAACAGAGAUUGGCAAUCACCAGAAAGGAUUCUAUGAAAUCGUGGGGAAGAGUCUCUGAAAAUUUUACCUUUUUGGCCAACUAAUGGCACAAGCUUUGAGUUAACUUUGUUAUUGUGACUUGGUUUCAUAAUAUGCUCAUUUACUGUUUUACAUAAUAUGUCCACAGGCUCCACAGGAAGGCGCGGGGGAGGAGAAAAAGAGGUGGACUCUCAAUGAUUUUGACAUUGGAAAGCCGCUUGGGAGAGGAAAGUUUGGUCACGUCUAUUUAGCUAGGGAAAAGAGGGUAAAGUGACAUUUUUUCUUUAACAUGUGGAAUAUAUUUCCUUGAUCAUAUAUUAGAUUUAAGACAAGAUACCUUUUUCUGGUUUUUUUUAGUUAUAUGUGAAACUGAAAGUGAAUAUUUUGCUCUUCAUAUAGUUGGACAGUUGGUUCGAAUGUUCUGCUAUGUAGUGGCUCAUUAAGCAUGUUAUAUACUUUUAUGGCUACUUUGAUAUGUGUUGGCAUUCUUCUGAGGUCUCAUUUUCUAUACUUGAAACUCGAAUGAAAUUUAAACUUGAAGGUCAUGAAUUCUCUGAUCUUUAUAUAGUUUGUUUUAAAUCCUCUCGUAUGCAGUAAUGUAGAAGCUCGUCACUCAGUAUCUAUGGCUACUAUGAAAUGGAAUGGCAUUCUUACAAGAGCAAUCAUAUUGUGGCACUAAAAGUUCUGUUCAAGACCCAGUUAAAACAAUCCCAGGUUGAGCAUCAACUUCGCCAUGAAGUUGAGAUACAAAGCCACUUCAGGCAUUCAAAUAUACUGAGACUUUAUGCCACUGAGACUUUAUGCCUACUUUUAUGAUCAGAAAAGGGUGUAUUUGAUUCUGGAGUAUGCAGCAAAGGGUGAAGCUCUACAAGGAAUUGCAGAAAUGCAAAUAUUUUAGUGAAAGGCGUGCUGCUACCUAUGUUGCAUCAUUAGCUCGAGCUCUCAUAUACUGCCACGGAAAACAUGUUAUACACAGAUAUCAAACCAGAAAAUCUUUUGGUUGGUGCUCAAAAUAUGUUAUACACAGAGAUAUCAAACCAGAAAAUCUUUUGGUUGGUGCUCAGGGUGAACUUAAAAUUGCUGAUUUUGGUUGGUCUGUGCACACAUUCAAUCGCAGACGGACUAUGUGUGGAACACUUGACGACUUGCCUCCUGAGAUGGUGGAGAGUGUUGAGCAUGAUGCAAAUGUUGACAUAUGGAGCCUUGGCGUCCUCUUCUACGAGUUCCUCUAUGGAGUGCCACCCUUUGAAGCUAAGGAACACUCAGACACUUACAGAAGGUACUUGAGCAUCCCUGGAUCAUCCAAAAUGCCGAUCCGUCUGGAGUUUAUAAGGGUUGAUUGAUUCAUUCCCCCUCCCUUUGUCAUCUUUGGGUCAUCCAAAAUGCUGAUCCAUGUGGUAUUCUUAUUAAGGUUUGAUUGAUCCCGUCUCAUCAUCUUUUAAUGGCUGCCAAGUUAUUCAUUUGGUUUCUGGUGUAAACAUAUUUGUCCAUUGGUGAUUUCAAUGUGGACUUGAUUGUAGCAAGUUACCAU